AUGGCGCCCGACCCGCCGCCGCUGCCCACCAAGUUCCCAUGCUGGUGCCGUGCAAUCUACUCUUGGGGCGGCGAGACGAAACGGGACCUUGGAUUUGUCGAAGGAGACCUGAUCGAGUGCUUGAAUGCCGGCGACGGAUCGUGGUGGAUGGGCCGUCUACGACGUGACAGGCGCAUGAUGGGCCUCUUUCCCUCCAACUUCGUCACCGUCCUAGGCGAUGAUUUUGUUCCUGGAAACAACCGAUCUGUGACCCCAAUGGGAGGAGGAGACGCCCUGUCCCGGACGGACAGCUCAACCCCCAAGAAGCAGAAAACGGUGUACAGAAAGCCCUUUCAGGCGCACAAAGAAGCCAUUACGCCCGCUGAAGCAGCUCGAAGGGCGAACUCGUCAUCAGAGGCGCUGUCACCUUCGCCAUCUCGAGAAAACACCCCACCGCGACAGUCUCAGGCCCUGCGGACCCGGACACCGACAACGGCCGUCCGUCAUCGCCGCUCUCUGGCCAGGCCUCCAUCCCGCCCAGGUUCUCCGCCCGCGUCGCACGAGCCUGAAGUGUCCCCCGCGAGGCACCGUCGCAGCUCAAUUUCACGCCCCCAAUCUCAUGAACUGCCUCCGCACCCUCCUCAGGACCGCGAUGAGUCACCUCCGCCGCCGCCGCCGCCGCCUCAUAGAGUGGCAGUCAACAGCCAGACCCCGCGGAAGAGGCUGCCUCCCCCGCCACUUGAGAUGAACGAUCGUUACGCCGUCAUCUCGCGAACUCCCUCGCCAGUGUCGCCCUCUCAAUCGCCAGGUCCGCCGUCGCCGGCUGUCACCCCUCACACGCCAUCGCCUCUUCGAGAUGCUAUGGAAGAUGUCAUGUCCUCAUUACAAGACAUGGGCCUCUCGCACGGGCCGCCGUCUCCUUCGCCGCCGCCUUCAUUUUCGAAUCCUUGGUCCCCUGAUGCGUAUGACAGCAUUCGUGCCGCAAGUCCGCGACCGCCUAGUUCUCGACCUCUAACAUCUCUGGGUUUCGGAGGGGAUGGGGGCGGAUAUGAGGGGGAGGAAGACGACAAUCAUCCCAAUUUCCCAGACCGAUACCAUGACGGCCCGCCUCAAUUCAAUAAUUAUGUCCAACGAAUGGAAAGGCGGUUACGACAGCUUCACGAACAGAAUGGCGAGGACCCCGAUCAAUUGCCCGAUGACGAUGUUGGCCCUCCGCCGCCGCCUAGGAGGACUGAGUAUCGUGCAAGGCACAACUCGUGUCCCAGACCCACCGGCGUCCAAAGUACCACUACGACUGAGACAAGCAGCACCGGCAAAACCUUGAUGAGUGGCACCUCGGCUGGUGGCAUCAGUGCGACGAGCGCUGGAAGCUUUGCAAGGCGUGCGAAAUGGGGUAGCUUCUCGGCGGAAAGACCAAACACUGCAAUGAGCGUUUUCAACGACCCGGACAAGAGACCUCAAACGCCCUUGAGCGGGAUUUCUUACCAUUCCAGCCACAACACAUCAAGACAGGGAGCCAUGUCGGCGAUUCCAUGGUCAUCUGAGAAGGAGGCUACUGAAUCUCCCGGCGUUUUCGGUGGCCUUGCCACCCCAAAAGUGAAAAAGAACGGAUUCUUCAAGAGGUUCCUGGAAUCCGCCAAAACAGGGGCUGCCAAUGCGAGAAGCAGCAUCGCUGUAGGGCAAAGUGGGGGUUCAACUUCACCCACAAAGGGAAGACUCUCCUUGGCGGUGUCGUCGCGCAAGCAUGACAAAGACAGUGCUCGAGACACGGGACCUGGCGGCGGGGGAAGUGUCGAUUGGGUGCAGGUGCGACGUGAUGUUAACCGUGCAAGUACUCCUAGUCGGAAUGAACGGAUUGAACGAGCAGAACGAUGUCAGAUGAUGGAUCACCCGGUCAUCUAUGCGGUCGAAGAGCUUUACGAAACCGCAGAAGGUGACGAGGGCAUCGAUGGGCUUCCAUUGAGUGAACCGACCAAUUUUGCUGCCGUCAAUCUGAGUAUGGUGGACAAGAAUGCUCGCUUUAUAAACAGCCUACCCCCGUUGACCAAUCCGGCGAGUUUGGCGCAAGGCUACGUUUGUCGGCCUUACAAGAGCGAUGUCCAACGACUUCGUGCCAUAUUCACCUGGGUCAGUGAGAAGAUUGCGUGGGAUGAACCGAUGGAUGAAGAUGACGUGGACAUGAAGAGGGUGAUCAGUAUGAGGAGGGGCAGUCCCCGUGAGGUGGCGAUCCUGGUCAAAGAGAUGUGCGCCGCCGUCGGGCUUCAUGCCGACGUGAUCAGAGGGUACCUCAAGACACCGGGAGAGGUAUUCGAUCUGGACAGCCUGUCACGACCGAAUCAUUGGUGGAAUGCGGUUUUGGUAGACGGCGAAUGGCGCAUCAUGGACUGUUCGCUGGCCAGCUCGACGAAUCCCCGAAGAAGCUUACUUGUCACCACGAACUCGCAACAUGCAGAGACCUGGUACUUCCUCGCUCGGCCGAUGGAGAUCUGCUACACUCAUAUACCACUUCACCCUGAAGAACAACACAUCUGUCCGCCGAUCUCGCCCGAGGUUCUCUUGGCGCUUCCCCCUGCCAGCCCGGCCUUCUUUAAGAAUGGUUUGCAGAUUCCCGAUUACGACACCAGUUUCGUCCGAAUCGAAGGAUUGGAAGUCAUGCAACUGCGCAUUUUUGUCCCGCCGGACGUGGAGUGUGCUGCUGAAGUUGAAGCUCCAGCCUUUGCUCGCGAUGCCGAUGGGGAUUUAUUCGAAAGCGGAGAAGUUGUACGGAAACGUGCCCUCGCCCAGCCGGACUGGAUCCGGGGUCGGAAACGGUUCACCGUGAAGGCUGUUCUCCCAGGCGAUGAAGGGCAGGGAGUGCUCAAGAUCUAUGCUGGCAAGAAGGGACUGAUGCAUUCGAGCAAAGACAUCCCCCAUCCUCUUGCCCUGGCCCUGCCAAUCAUCCACACGGGCGAAAACCCGCCGUAUGAUUUCCUUAUUCGUCAUCCCACUCCGCAUGCGCAGCGUCACGACCUGUACGUGAUGCAGCCUCAGUGCUGGAGACUGGCGAUCAACAACACCUUCGUCUUUACAGUCCGGCAACAUCCGGCAUACCCACCGCCAACCAGCUUCGAUGGCAGUUCCGGUGGACGAGCCUCCCCUGUGCAUAUCCGACCAUCGAGUGCUCUCAGCAUGGUGUCCAGCGGUUAUGGGGACUCCAAUGCGUCUACCACGUCUGUCAAUGACGGGUUCUCAGCAUCCACGUCGGCCGUGUCGUCAGGCAAGUCGAGCGGUCGUGAAAAGCCAGCAAAACUAGCCAUCCAGUCUCCGUCAGGGAAGAUCCUGCGGCUGAUGCGCAAGGCCGACCACAUGAUCAGCACCAGCAGCAACACCGAUUCCGGGAUAGACGGGACCCCGGACGGCAGCGUCUGGGAGACGGUGAUCAAGAUCGGCGAGCGAGGUGUCUGGCGAGGCCUCGUCCUGGCCGAUCGGGUUGCCCGAUGGUGCGUUUUCUGCGAGUGGGAAUGUUUCUAA
Molecule: messenger RNA, 3489 nt
Organism: Rasamsonia emersonii CBS 393.64
Lineage: Eukaryota; Fungi; Ascomycota; Eurotiomycetes; Eurotiales; Trichocomaceae
Product: SH3 domain protein (Cyk3)
Exons: 2
Coding region: 1-3489 (1162 amino acids)
Molecular function (GO): protein binding
Source: RefSeq, a predicted model, not a curated record